UAAUAUCAGCCUUGUUCCCCAUCCCAUUGCCUCUGCAGGCCAGUUGCCCAGAAAUCUGCAGGGUACUUGCUGCUUUUCUUCACUUUAUGCAGUAUACAAAUAUAAUUUGUUGUUGUAUCCCUGAAGAAAAGCAGCAAUACGCUGCUCUUUUUCAUCAAAGAAGUACUUGAGGUUAUUCUACACGAUAGCAUACGCUGAGGGAAAGCAAGGGCUUGAGUUUGGAACCUGCUGAAGCUCAGGAUCAGACUCCGCCAGGCAUCUAAUCCAGGAAUUAGACUGUGGGUUAUCAAUUUUAUUUUGACUUUUCCUUCUUCUGUUUAAGAUGCAAUCUUAGAGGCUGAAAGGCAAUGGAUGGAAUCAGUGACUCAGUGGAGGACCACCUGACUCAAUACGCAAUCCAACUGAGUAUUCAAGAGCCAUCUGAAGCCAGAGGCAGUGAAAGGUUUUUGCCACCCAGUCAAGAAAACAGGAAAAUAGUCGAAGCGAUAAGACAAGGAGAAAUCUUCCAAUUGCAGCAAAUCAACCAUUGGACGUUUGCUUUCAACGAGGCGGAUGAAAGGGGAUGGUGCCCGCUACAUGAAGCUGCCAUUCAGCCACAUCAGCAAAUCAUGGAAAUUGUCCUGGACUCUUCCUAUAAGAGUACGUGGGAACAGAGGACACAAGAGGGGGACACAGCACUGACUCUGGCUGUCACAGCGGGUGUGCUGGGGAAUGUGAGAGCUCUCCUUGAGAAGUCUAUCUGUCCCAACACAACCAACAACAGGGGAGAGACACCACUACUGAUUGCGGUGAGGAGGAACGCCGUGGAGCUGGUGUCUGUUUUGCUGGAGCACGGGGCCCACCCGAACAGGCCCUGUGUGCGGCGCUGGACCGCAAUGCAUGAGGCAGCCAAACAUGGCCGCAAAGAAAUCGCUGCCCUGCUCUUGAGGCACCAGAGCAACGUCAAUCAGAAGGACGGGUACGGGGUGACUCCAGUUGCCACAGCUGCAGGAUUCGGACACUGUAGUGUGAUGGAGCAUCUUAUUCAUAAAGGAGGUAAUGUCCAUGCAAAAACUGAUGACGGCGCCACUGUGCUGUUUGAGGCAGCAGAAGGUGGCAAUCCAGACUGCAUCACAGUGCUGCUGGAGUAUGGAGCUAACCCUAAUAUUCCUGACAAUUCAGGCCUGCUUCCCAUCCACCGAGCGGCACAACAGGGACAUUACCUGGCUCUGAAGCAUCUCGUCGGGGUGACAUUACAGAGUGCGGUGCGGAGGAGCGGAAGAAGUCCGCUACACUCGGCCGCGGAGGGCGGCAGUGCUCAGUGCCUGGAGCUGCUGAUCGACAGCGGGUUUGAUGUGAACGUGGCUUUAGACGAGGACGUGUCCGAGAGCUAUUCCGACAAGCGCCGGUCGGCGCUCUUUUUCUCUGUGUCCAAUAGCGACGUGACCUGUGCCCGGCUGCUGCUGGAAGCGGGCGCCCGGCCAGACGCUGACCCACUGCCCUGCCUGUUGGUGGCCGUGCGAGCGUCCAGCCACGAGCUGGUGCGGCUCCUGCUGCAGCACGGUGCCAACCCCAACUGCCACUGCCUGCUGGUGACCGACACCCAGUUCCCCAGCGCCAUUCAGUAUGCCGUCAACGACCACAUCAUGCUCCGCCUUCUGCUGAACAACGGCUACAAGGCCCACAUGUGCUUCAACUGCAUCCACAGCGGCUCCUCCCUCCCCUGGCCCACCAUAGAGCCACAAUCUCGUAUCGUCUCGUUCUGCGAGUUCAUCACCGUACCCUGGAUGAGCCAUUUGAUCGGGCGAGUGGUUAGAGUGCUGAUCGACUACGUGGACUGCAUAUCCCUCUGUGAGACACUGAGGUCUGCCCUUGAGAAACAGAACGAAUGGCCCGAGAUUCAGAACAUCUUAGAAAACCCCUCUGGUCUGAAACACUUGUGCCGAUUGAUGAUUCGGAAAUGUGUGGGUCAAAGCCGGUUACAGAGCUCAGUGCUGCUCCCCUUCCCCCCUCUACUCAGACACUACAUUUUAUAUAAGGAUUACGAUCUGUAUGGAAGGGGCCUGACUUCUUAACUACUGAUCCGCCGUCAUUUGCAUAUUCAAUCAUUGUGCGCUCCUCACGGUCAGAGAAAAAGACAAAUUAUUUAAUUCUAAAAUAAUAAAGUAUUGAAAUGUU
Messenger RNA from Callorhinchus milii (elephant shark), 2157 nucleotides. It is a transcript of the gene asb15, whose product is annotated as ankyrin repeat and SOCS box containing 15. Gene Ontology annotation, biological process: protein localization to ciliary inversin compartment; intracellular signal transduction. Gene Ontology annotation, cellular component: ciliary inversin compartment; cytoplasm. NCBI's taxonomy places the organism in Eukaryota, Metazoa, Chordata, Chondrichthyes, Chimaeriformes, Callorhinchidae. Gene Ontology annotation, molecular function: protein binding. The record is from RefSeq and is marked provisional.